This is a messenger RNA of Phlebotomus papatasi, 3972 nucleotides long. RefSeq names its product enolase-phosphatase E1-like. The transcript has 4 exons. Bases 140 to 2365 code for a protein of 741 amino acids. Gene Ontology annotation, molecular function: magnesium ion binding; acireductone synthase activity. The record is from RefSeq and is a predicted model, not a curated record. NCBI's taxonomy places the organism in Eukaryota, Metazoa, Arthropoda, Insecta, Diptera, Psychodidae.
UGACAACUGCUGCAUGCGACAACGGUGCUAGAAAGUGUGAGAACAUUGUGCAGGGUAGCGGAGGAAAAGUAUUUUCUCGGGAAAAAAGCUGAAAAAACUGCGUUAAAUCAAGAUUAAUCAAUUGAAUUUCCAUCUCAAAAUGGAAUUUAAUAGAAAUACUGUGAAUUCCAAAGCAAUCCUCUGCGACAUUGAGGGUACAACAACGUCAAUUGACUUUGUAAAAGAAACCCUCUUCCCGUAUGCACUGAAGAAUGUGGAGAAGUUCCUGCAGGACAACUGGGACAGGGAUGAUGUGAAGGAGAUUGUGAUUGAACUGAGGAAGGUGUCUGAGAAGGAUGUGGAGGAAAAAGUUGAAGGUGCUGUGCCUGUCUUGGGUGAAGAUGAAGACAAGACAAAAAUGCUUGAAUCUGUGGUGAGGAGUGUGGAAUGGUUGAUGGCAAAUGACCGCAAAGUUACACCUCUCAAGACACUCCAAGGCUUGAUCUGGGAGGUGGGAUACAAGGAUGAAUCCAUCAAAGGACACAUUUACGAUGAUGUACCCAAAGCAUUUGAGAAUUGGACCAAAACCGGCCACAAAAUCUUCAUUUAUUCAAGUGGUAGUGUCAAUGCACAGAAAUUACACUUUGGUCAUACUUCAGCUGGUGAUCUAUUGCCCCAUUUGUCUGGACACUUUGAUACGAAAAUCGGUGCUAAGCAGGAAAAAAAAAGCUAUGAGGCCAUUGCAAAGGAAAUUGAAUUUGCUCCCGAUGAGAUUGUUUUUCUCACGGACAUUGUCAAAGAGGCAAAAGCUGCUCAAGAUGCCGGAAUGAAUGUUGUGAUUGUUGUGAGGCCAGGCAAUGAUGCCCUUACGGAUGAGGAAAAGAAAGAAUUUCCAGUCAUUGAGACAUUUGAGACGCUCCCUUUGGAAGAAGUGACCACGGGAAAGAGAAAGAUCCAGGAGGAAGAGGUCGAAGAGAAGCAGGAAACCACAAAACCAGCAAAAGUGGCCAAAUUGGAGACAGAGGAGGAAGUUGUAGUCGUAGCAAGUAAGAAGCCAGAGGAUGAAGUGAUGGUGGAGGAAACACAUGACAAGAAGACUGACGAUGAACCCAAAUGUGACACUGCCGUUGAGGAAAAAGUUGAAAUUGAUAGGACUGAUAAUGUGACGAAAGAUGAUGAUAAAGAGACUGAGACAAAAGUUGACACAGUGGAAAAGAUGGAGGAAGAUACCACUCCUGAGGUGAAGGAUGUGGUGAAAGAGUCAAAAGAGGAAGUUGUGGUGGAGAAGAAGGAGGAAGAGGAAGUGAAGAAAGAGGAGGAGAAAGAAGAGAAGAAGGUAGAAGUAGAAGAAGAAGUUGAGAAGAUGGAAGUUGAUGGGAAUGAAGUUGCUGAUGCUGUUGAGUCAAUUGUGGAGGAGAAGAAGGAGGUGGAGAAGGAGGCUGAUGAGAAGGAAGUUACAGAGGCCGAGCCAAAAGUCAUUGAAGAGAAGGAGGAUGAAGUCAAAGAGGAGAAAGAAGUGACAGUUGCUGUGGAGGAGACGAUGAAGGAAGAAGAAGUGGCUGUGGAAGAGAAAGUGACGGAAAGUGAGGAGAAGGAAGAAAAGGAGGAAGAGAAGAAGGAGAAGGAAGUGAAAGAGGAGGAGAAAGAAGUGAAGAAGGAGGAGGAAAUGGAAGUGAAGGAAGAGGAGACGAAGGAAGAAAAGGAGGAAAAGAAGGAAAAGAAGGAGGAAAAGAAGGAGGAGGAAGUGGUCAAUGGGAAUAGUGAAAAGGAGGAAGUGAUGGAAGUGGAUGGAAAGAAAGUGGAAGAAGUUGAGGAAGUUGAAAAGGUGAUUGAGAAGAAGGAGCCUGAAGUCAAGGAAGAAACGGCUGUUGUGCCCAAAGUCACAGAAAAAGAAGAAGAUGCCACGAAGGAGGAGGAACCAGCGGAGGAGAAGAAGGAGGUAACGGAGGAGACAGAAAAGGUAACAGAGGUAGCCACAAAUGGUGAUGCACCCGAAAAAGUCAAUGGAGGAGAGGAGAAAAUGGCGACGGCGGCGGCGGAGGAGGAAAAGGAGAAAGAGACAGAGAAGGUUCCGGAAAAAGAGAAGGUUCCGGAAAAAGUUCCGGAAAAAGAGAAGGUUCCGGAAAAAGUUUCGGAAAAAGUGACAGAAAAGACAGAAGAAAAUGGCAAGGCUGAAGAAGUGAAGAAUGGUCACAAUGGCGAAGAGGAGAAGGCUGAGGAUGAAAAGGCCACAACAGCGCCAGUGGCCAAUGAGGAGAAAACAGCCGAAGAUUCAGCAGCAUCAGCCACCUCCACAGCCAGUGAGCAGGUGAGUGAGGUGAUUGUGAAGAAGUGCGUGGAGCCAAUGGUGUCUCCAGUGGCUCAGCCAGUGGAGACAGAAUCGUAAAGUUGGUAAAUUAGAUGACUAAUUUUUUUGUUCUUUCAAAUCACGCACGGUAAAAACUUUGAUAAUAUUUCUCAACUUUGAUUUUUCUCUUUUAUUUUUUGUUUUUUUUUUUUAAAGAAAAUAGUUUUUUUUCUUGUUCUUUACGGUUAUUUUCACAGAAAAGAAAAAAACAAAAGGAAAACAAAUAUGUUUCUCUUCUCUCCUCCCAAAAAAAGAUUUAAAAAAGAAAAACUUCUAUAUUAGUUAGAAAUGAUAUUAUAAUUGAAUUUAAAAGCAGUAUUUAAGACGAUCUUGAUAAGAGUGAUAAAUGUUUUUUUUUAGUAAUCAGUUUAUUGUCGUAAUUGUUUUUUGAACAUUUUCUGUGACGGUUAGAAUUUUUUCGUUUUGUAACAAAGAAAUUUAGGAAUUUGUUUUUUUUUUUAAUUUGAAAUAGUUGAAUCUCGAGGAAGAAAUUAAGUUUCUAAUUUCUCAAUCAAAGAAAAAAUUAAUUGAGCAUUUAUUCUUUUUUUUAUGUAAUGUUGAGAAAGAUAUAUUUAAAAAAAAAAUAAAAUUACGAAAAAAUUAUUCUCGACUGUUUCCAUGACCAUCUUUUCGUAGAAGAAAAAGAAGAAAAAAGAGAAAGCGAUUAAACGAGAAGGAAGAAAACAUAUUCGAAAAAAAGACGAAAAUUAAGAAUAGUAUUUAAAGAAGAAAAAAAAAUAGCUAUAAAGAAAAGAUAUUGAACGUAAGAAUGUUUUUUGACUGAUUUUUUGGCCCAUUUUGUAAUUUAUUAAAGAAAUAAAUAAAUAAACUACAGUGACUGGCUUAAAUAUUUCCAAAAAAAAAAUGCGAUAAACGAAAAAAAAAACAAAUAUAAGUUUAACUAUUCGGCCAUUUCACAAAAAGACUGUCAUAUUUUUUUAUUAUAGAAAUUGUUCCAAUUGUUAAAAUGAAACAAAAAAAAAUCGAAUAAUUUUAUUAUUAAAUUUUAGAUGAGAAUUAAAAAAAAAGAGUAUAAGAGAGUAAAAGAAACUGCCAAUGAUACCAGAUGGUCGUAAUAUUUGCUCCAGUCACUGUACAUCAGACUGAAUGUGAGUAAAUCCUAAAAAAAAACUAAAUUGAACACCAAAUAGUAAAAAAAAGAGAACAUACGAUUGAGCAAAAUAUUAAAGAAACAAUUUUUAAAAAUGAAGAAAAAAAAUAAUAAACUCAAGAAAAGAAUAUUAAGUGUAAGUAGUUUGUAAGAAUCCAAUUUUUUUUUUCGUAUGUUAGUACUUAAUUUUUUGAGAUAUUUCUCCCUCUCCAAACCCCUUCCCCCCCACAAACAUUUUUAUAAUAAUCGUAUGAUUUUUGAGAUAGUUACAUUCUCAUCGGAAAUAGAUUUUGUAGGGCAUUUACUAAUGUGAAGAUAAAAUAAAAAAGAAAAAGAUAAGCGAGAGAGAAGACAUUCCGAAAUUUCAGAAGAGAGAAAAUUGGAUAGAGAAAAAAAAAUAAAAUAAAUUAGUUACGAAAUGGUUUCUUUUCACGAUAAAGUUGCUUUAUGGUUUUUGCUAUACCAUUUUAUAUUAUGAUUAAAUAUUUAAAUAUGAAAGUAUAAAAAUAAAUGAUACAAAUAAAGUAAAAAAAAA